Leucoraja erinaceus (little skate) is the source of this 5965-nucleotide messenger RNA. RefSeq names its product AT rich interactive domain 4A (RBP1-like) (gene arid4a). Bases 207 to 4166 code for a protein of 1319 amino acids. Gene Ontology annotation, cellular component: nucleus. Gene Ontology annotation, molecular function: transcription cis-regulatory region binding. The transcript has 25 exons. Gene Ontology annotation, biological process: regulation of transcription by RNA polymerase II. Lineage: Eukaryota; Metazoa; Chordata; Chondrichthyes; Rajiformes; Rajidae. The record is from RefSeq and is a predicted model, not a curated record.
GAGCAAGCGGGAAAGGGCAGUCAAAUUGUCCUCCAAACCCACCCACCGUUUUAAUUGUAUCUCAAUUUAUUUCUGGUUCUCUGUUUAGAUUGUAAAAUAAUUUCAAGGGUGUGUACUUCAUACCAUCUGCUUUUAGAGGCGAGUAGUGUAGGUCGAGUGAUCACAACUUCGAGCUGGAAGCACUCAAGUAGAUAGGACACCCGAAAAUGAAGGCAGCUGAUGAGCCUGCCUAUCUUACAGUGGGGACAGAUGUUAGUGCCAAGUACCGUGGUGCCUUCUGCGAGGCAAAGAUUAAGACCGUGAAGCGACUGGUAAAGGUUAAGGUGCUCUUUAAACAUGACAAUUCAACGCAAGUUGUCCAGGAUGACCAAGUAAAGGGUCCUUUAAGAAUUGGAGCAUCAGUUGAGGUGAAAGGAUGUGAUGGUUCUCAUCAAGAGGCUGCCAUCAAUAAACUCACAGAUGCAAGCUGGUAUACAGUAGUGUUUGAUGAUGGUGAUGAAAGGACGCUUCGCCGUACAUCUCUAUGCCUGAAAGGAGAGCGACAUUUUGCUGAGAGUGAGACCCUUGACCAAUUACCACUUACAAACCCGGAGCACUUUGGCACACCAGUAAUUGGGAAGAAAACAAACCGAGGCAGGAGAUCAUCAUCUGCUCCUGUACCUGAAGAUGAAAAGGAAGAGGAAUCGAGUGAAGAGGAGGAUGAUGAUAAACGACGUCUUAAUGAUGAACUUUUGGGCAAAGUCGUUUACGUAGAUUGCAAUGGGGAUAAAAUAAAAGGCUGGUAUCCAGCUUUGGUGCUGUCUCCAAGCUGCAGUGAUGAAAUCACUGUGAAAAAGGACCAGUGUUUAGUACGGUCUUUUGCCGAUUCCAAAUUCUAUCCCAUAGCCAGAAAGGAUAUAAGGGAGCUUGAUUGGGACAAAGUUUCAAAAACAGACCUGGUCAUUAAACAAGCACUUGAAGAAGCUCUCAAAUUCCACCAGCAACGGAUUGUUCCUGAGAGCUGGAAAGUAGACAUGAGUGUCAUUUUAGAAUCCUCAAGUAGUGAUGAAGAGGAAGAGGAGAUAGAGAAUGACGAAGAACAUGAAGAAAAGAAACACGAGGUAGAGGAGGAGCAGGAUCCAGAAGAGAGAGCUAAUUUCUUGCAACAGCUGUACAAGUUCAUGGAGGAUAGGGGAACACCCAUCAAUAAACCACCAGUACUCGGCUACAAGGAUCUGAAUCUUUUCAAGCUCUUCAGACUGGUUUAUCAACAUGGUGGAUGUGACAAUAUUGACAGUGGCUCUGUGUGGAAACAAAUCUACAUGGAUCUGGGUAUUCCAAUUCUGAACACUGCUGCCUCUUAUAAUGUAAAAACAGCAUAUAAGAAGUACUUGUAUGGCUUUGAAGAAUACUGUCGUGCAGCUGAUCUUCUCUUCAGGACCAUUCACCACAUGGAACCCAAAGGAAUAACAUUAGAGAUUCAUGAAGAAAAUGGAGCAUAUAAUCCGAAGAAAGUACCUAUCGAUUUAGCUGAAGAAACUGAAUUUGAGAAAAACGAUGAGGCUGAAAAUGAAAAAGACGAAAAAGAAGCAAGAUCUCCAAGAGGUCGGAGGAGAAAUGCAACGCCAGUCAAAAAAGAAAUCAAAGAGAUCAGUGGAGAAGAAAAGCUGAAUGAGGAACAUAAUAAAGAAUAUAAGGAGUCAAAGGAAGAUUCUAAUAAAAAGGAGAAAGAAAUGGAUGCAGCACAGGAGAAAAAUACACCCACACCCAAAAAUAGAGCAGAGAGGAAUAAGAAAGAUGACUCUGAAAAGAAAUGUGAGCAUGAGGAGGAAGGUGAUGAAGAGAGGGAAGAAAACGAAGUGGAAAGGCAAAGCAAAGAAGAUGAAAAUAAAAAGGAAGAUGGGAAUGAGGAGGAAGAUGGGGAUGAGGAGGAAGAGGAUGAUGAAGGGGAGGAGGAAGAGGAGGAGGAGGAAGACGAAGACGAAGAUAAUGAAUUUGAAAGGUUUCCUUCUGGAAGCAAAGUAAAAGUAAAAUAUGGACGUGGGAAAAAUCAGAAAAUCUACGAAGCCAAUAUUAGAAAAUCUGAAGUUGACGAUGGAGAGGUCAUCUAUUUGGUACAUUACUAUGGCUGGAAUACAAGGUAUGAUGAAUGGGUAAAGGGUGAUCGAAUUAUCUGGCCUUCUGAAAAAGGUGCCCCAAAGGGAAAACAUAGAAGAAAAUUGAAGAGUAACCAGGACCAAGAAAAGAGGGAGAGAAAUGAAGAUAAGCACAAUAAAUUAAAACGUGGCCGCCCUAGUUUGAAAUCCACGCCGACUUCCAAUUCUCCGAGGAGUUUAUCGAGGACUCCAGGCUCCGAUGGGAAAAGUGGGACCAGAAGUGUGCGGAGUAAUGCAUCGGAAUCUCCACCCCUUCUCAAUGGAGUGGAAGGUUUUCCUCGCAGACGCACCAGGCGUAGCUCUGGGAUAUAUGAUUCGGACAAAGCAUCAAAUGAGUCUACCAACUCUUCAGAUGAAAGUGAAUUGGACGCCUCAGCCAGCAAAUCGGUAAGAGAGGAAAAUAUUUCCAUAAAAGAUGAAGACGAGAAACCAGAGGGAAAGAGACUCAAAGAUAGUUGUGUGCAAGAGGACAAAAAGUUACCGUGUGAUGAUGAUGUGAAAGACAUACCUGUGAAGCAGGAGGUAGAAAAUACGCAACCUUUGUGCAAUGAUGAGAAAGUGUUAUCUCCAGCUGAAGAUGUUCGUAAAGAAUUGAUGGACAGAUCCCCCAAAGGCAAAGGAAGAAGAAGUUGUAGAACACGAGAUAUUUAUUCCGAAAUUAACAAGCCUGCCCUUGCAAAUCACACGGAAACAGUGAGUGAGAGUGAACAAAACACAGAAAAAAUGGAAAGCUCGGAGGACAACCAGUCAGUGACCCCUAAUGCUCCUGAAGAAGAAAUUCCAGUUCUUGAUACUGGAUUGUCGAAUGCACUUGUCGAUGACGAGAAGAAACCAGGAAAGAGAAAAUCUCCAGAGCAAUUAACACCUGAUAAAAGGUUUCGGAGGGAAAGUGAAGAGAAAAUGCAAAUUGUGAAAAAUGAAGAUACUGAGAAAAAGGAGAUCUUUAGAAGUGAAUAUAAGGAAUAUAAAAUGAUUGAAAGGUUGGAACUUGAAAAUGGUGAUGUUUCUCCAUCUGAGAUGGAAACAGUGAAGUGCAUAAAACAAGAAUUGGAAGCUCCCUGUUUAGAAAUUGAAGAGGACAUUUCAUUGAAAACUGAUGAAGAUACAAUGCCUCCGAUUGGACCCGAAGCUUUACUUUGUCAUGAGGUAGAUUUGGAUGACUUGGAUGAGAAAGAAAAAAGCAGCAGUGAAGAUAUAGGAGCAGGCAUCUCAAGAUCUAAUUCUCCUGAAUUAGUCAUAGCAGUUUUGUCAACUUCAAUGCAGCAAGUUUUGCCGAUCACUUCUACAAAUCCUGUUCAUCAGGAUGAAGUUCACAGUGUGAAGAGCGAAAGUGAUAUCACCAUUGAAGUGGAUAGUGUUGCAGGAGAAUCACAGGAAGGAUUAUGUGAGAGCGAGUCUGUCAAUGGGUUUGAUGCCAGUAUGAGCUCGAGCAGCAGCAUCAUCGUACAAGAAGUUGAGAGCAAGGAUAAAGGUCAGAAAAGAAUAAACGACAGCAACAAUGGGACACCUGCCAAGAAACAAAAGCGUAGUCACAAACGGUCAAAUGUGUCCAGUAAGAAUGAAAAGAAUGGAACUGGCAACAGCAGCGAUAGUGAGGACUUACCAGUCUCGGACAACUCCAAUAAAUGCACUCCAGUGAAGACUUCAAAUAAGUCUCAAAAACUUGGCAGGUCCCCAUCAAGAUUGACGUCUCCCAACAGUAAAGAUGGGGACAAGGACAAAGAAAAAGAUGGAAUAGAUGGUACAUCACCCAGAACUUAUAAAUGGAGCUUCCAGCUUGCCGACUUGAACAAUCUGACGAGCACUGAAAGGAUAGCUUUUCUACAGGACAAGUUACAGGAGAUCAGAAAAUACUACACGUCUUUGAAAUCUGAAGUAGCAUCCAUAGACAGGAGGAGAAAACGAUUAAAAAAGAAAGAACGAGAAGUUACACCUGCAGCUCCAGGUACAUCCUCAGCUUCUUCAGAAACUGGAAUGAGUCCCACUUCCUCUUCACCAGCCCAAAACAGUGUGGCAGUAGAGUGCAGGUGAUGAUGACCCUUCCCUACCCGUUCCCCAGCAGCCUGCUGCCACGACACAAGUGCUAAAAAAAAACCCUGGAACAUUAGCAUAGGAAGCACUCAGCUGAUUGGACUUGUGCAUUAUCAGUAGGAUUCAAGCAAAAGUUUCCCACUCUGCCUGGUUAAUUUCUAGUUCCUUUAGCACUGCAAGGCACGGAGUUGAAUGUAAUUUGGAGAUGAGACGAGCUUCACUGAUGACUACUGUCCACUCUUAUUACAUGAAAUGGCACUUUGUGGAAGCCUCUCGGUGACUGAAUGAAAUGAAUGUGUGACCACCUUCCUCUGAAGACAUUUGCAGAACAUUAACUGCAACAGGGAAAAAAAUGGCCUUGCCGGUAAUGGAACGGAAGGUGCCUUGUACGAGCCCAGUCAGCUCAGUUCAUAGGUUGGGUUAGUGGUUCCAGUUCAGUCUUAGUUGUGGGAGCAUUAGCUAUGUUGAACUGCCAAAGUACACGGUGAGCAGAGUGCCCUAUUUUGUGUAAUUUGGAAAUGGGACAAAAUAGGUUGUUACAGGAAAUCUAGUGUAUUGAAAACUGAAACUGUAAUGAAAAAGUCUUCCGCUAUUUUGCUGUUGGAUUUUGAGCACAGUUAUGCAAAUGAGAUUUCUUAUUUAAAUUUUGUAAUGUUUACAGUCAUCGGAGUAGUUGGUUUUCAGUAGACUAAUUUCCAUAGCAAGACUAUUUUGUCUCUUUUUAUAUGUAAUUGCAGAGUUUUUAUUUUAUUACAAAAAAAGUUUCAAAUAUAUCACAACAAUGAAGUUAUUUAACAAAAAUUUCUAGACCUGAAGAGUUUUGUGUAAAAUAAAAAAAUGUAUUAUCUUGCAACUUGUGAAGUAUAUUUAUUCAGACAAGGCAAUGGACAUAAUACUUGUAUUUUUUAUGUAUUUUUAAAACAAGAAAGAAAGAUAUUUUCAGACUUAGUUCAGUUUUCCAGGUUUGUUCGUUUUAAUUUACAAGAUGUUACAAACCUUGAAUUACAAUUUCAGUCAUUUCAAAAGCAGGUUCGCUUUCUUAAAUUACGUAUCCCGUAGAGUCCAGUUGGCUAGCUUUGUGGUCACACUGCCUAAUGGUAAAAUGUACAUUAUUUGCCCUGUUCAACAAAGUUGGCUGGUAAAACCUUAUAACUAUGCCAAGUUGUCUACUACCUUAAAUUCAACUGCAAUGUUUGGGAAAAUAAAGUAGCACAACUACAAGAAAUGACGGUAACCAUUAGGUGGCUGUGUAGUAUUUCCAAGCCAUGGGUAUAGCCAUGGUGCCUCCAUUGCAUACUUUGUAUAUAUCAACUCUUCCAGAACCAUGUAUUUAAAGAUACAGUUUGCACAUGUAUUGUGUACAGAUGUGAUUAUUUUAUCAAUUUUUACCCAUAUGUACUGUACAUUGUAAGGAAUUGGUGUCCCUUCCCAAUGUUUAAUAAUACUGUAGAGUUAUAGUGUGAAUGCUCUAGACUGUUUGUAUAUUAUGAUACUGUGGUUCAGAACAGCAGUGGGCCUGAGGUGGAUUGUAAUAGUAUUCCAUAGAACUGCUAACAAAUCAAUGUCCAUUCAUUUUAUGUUUGAGAUUUUCUUUUGUAUUUCUUGACAGCGUGAAAUUGUAGUAGUUAUUACAAUGGAUUAUUUUCUUCCACGUAUAGGGGAAGAGAAUAAUUUGACAAUGGCUUAACUUUCUAAAAGCAGAGCAUUUUUUUUUCUCUCCACUUGCAAAGCUGGUGUAUCGUAAUGUGAAAUAAAAUGGAGCUCCGUACAGAGUUUAAUAAAGGCCAAGUUUUAAGAAA